AUGACGGCAGCAUUUAAUUUGAGUGUUCGCUGCGAUUAUCCAAUUGAAGAUUAUUUGGCGGUCAAAAACUCGAGAGAUUUUACCGGAAAAGUAGUUUUGGUUACGGGAUCUAACUCUGGUAUAGGCGCCGGUAUUGUCAAACUGUUUUCAAUACUCGGUGCUAGUGUUGUGGUCACCGGUAGAAAUGCCUCGCGGGUAGUAAGCGUUGCCCGUGAAGUACAACAUUUGUCACCAAAAAAAUUAAAGCCUCUGGAAGUAGUGGCUGAUCUAACAAAACAAAGUCAACUCAAACAUCUGGUUAGAGCUACUAUAGAACGGUUCGGUAAAUUGGAUGUAUUGGUUAACAACGCGGCCAUAAUGUUUCCGAUGACCACUAUUACCGACGACUCAUUAAUGCGAGAUUGGGACCUAAUAUUUAACACAAAUCUCAGAGCUAUUGUUGAGCUCAUACACGAAGCUUUGCCUUAUUUAGUAAAAACUAAUGGCACUAUAAUCAACAUAUCAAGUGAUGACGGAGUGGGACCGACACCACCACAAUUAGCAUACAGUACUGCCAAAUACGGUCUAAAUAUGUUAACUAGAAAUAUAGCACUCGAGUUGGGCUCUAAGGGAAUUCGUGUUAAUAAUGUUAUACCCGGUGGUACCCAAACUGAAAACACGUCCAAAUUGCCGGGUGUUUUGGAUUACUUUGCAAAUCAUGCGCCACUCAAACGUGUUGGACAGCCAUUAGAUAUCGCCAAAGCCGUAAUAUUUUUUGCCUCAAGUGAUGCUAAAUAUAUAACAGCUGCCGAUCUCAUAGUAGACGGUGGUAUUCAAUAUAAUUGGCCGGCAUAUCUCGAUGGACUUAAUGUUACUAAACAUACUAAUUAA
This is a messenger RNA of Oppia nitens, 870 nucleotides long. RefSeq names its product 3-oxoacyl-[acyl-carrier-protein] reductase FabG-like. The transcript is spliced from 5 exons. Lineage: Eukaryota; Metazoa; Arthropoda; Arachnida; Sarcoptiformes; Oppiidae. Bases 1 to 870 code for a protein of 289 amino acids. Gene Ontology annotation, molecular function: oxidoreductase activity. The record is from RefSeq and is a predicted model, not a curated record.